Trichogramma pretiosum is the source of this 1807-nucleotide messenger RNA. Its product is annotated as zinc finger CCCH domain-containing protein 15 homolog. Gene Ontology annotation, biological process: cytoplasmic translation. NCBI's taxonomy places the organism in Eukaryota, Metazoa, Arthropoda, Insecta, Hymenoptera, Trichogrammatidae. Gene Ontology annotation, cellular component: cytosol. The coding region runs from base 139 to 1353 and encodes 404 amino acids. The record is from RefSeq and is a predicted model, not a curated record. The transcript is spliced from 7 exons. Gene Ontology annotation, molecular function: mRNA binding; metal ion binding.
CACGAAAGCCGACAAUAAUUGUUAGCCGACCCUGCAAGUUUAUUUCGCAAAUCAAUUAGGCUAGGAGAGAGUUUUUGACAAUAAGACUUAUUUGUCGCAAAAUUUUCUUGAAUUUGAUCGACUUAUCAAGUGGCCAAGAUGCCACCGAAAAAAUCUUCCGCAGCGCCCAGUAAAAAAACUGAGCAGAAAAAAAAAGAGAAAGUUAUCGAGGACAAAACUUUCGGUAUUAAAAAUAAAAAAGGAGCGAAGCAGCAGAAAUUUAUACAGCAAGUAGAAAAACAAGUUAAAUCUGGUGGUCUUCAUCCACGCAAACCAGAAGAUGCCAAAAAACUUGAAAAAGAAAAGAAGUUGAAGGAACAACAAGAGUUGGCCCUCAUCUUCAAACCUGUACAAACUCAAAAGGUUGAAAAAGGAACUGAUCCUAAAUCAGUAGUAUGUGCAUUCUUUAAACAAGGUCAAUGUACCAAAGGUGAUAAGUGCAAAUUUUCUCAUGACUUGAGUGUGGAAAGAAAAGCUGAAAAGAGAUCAUUGUACUGUGAUGUUGAUAAAGAUGUUGACAAAGAAGCAGAUACUAUGGAUGGUUGGGAUGAAGAUAAGCUAAAACAAGUCGUAGAAAAGAAACACGCUAGUGGUGGAAAUCGACCAACAACUGAUAUUAUUUGUAAGCACUUCUUGGAAGCUGUUGAAAAAUCGAAGUAUGGUUGGUUUUGGGAAUGUCCAUCUGGACAAAAAUGUAUUUAUAGACAUGCCCUACCACCAGGUUUUGUUCUAAAGAAAGAUCUUAAGAAAGAAGACAAAAAAGAUGAGAUAUCGUUGGAAGAUCUCAUUGAAAAAGAAAGAGCUAAUUUGGGCCCCAAUCAAACCAAAAUAACUCUCGAGACCUUUAUAGCUUGGAAGAAGAGGAAACUACAGGAAAAGCAACAAAAGGCUGUCAAAGAUGAAGAAAAGAAACGCAGCGAUUAUAAAGCUGGACGUCAAGUUGGGAUCUCUGGAAGAGAAAUGUUCUUCUUUAAUCCUGAGCUUGCAGCUGGCGAUGUUGCUGAUGAUGGGGAUGAGGCAAUCGCAAAUUAUGACUUUGAAGAAGAAGAAGAAGAAAGUGUUGAAUAUCGUGAAUUGGAUCUUGAUAAUUUAGUUUUGGAAGCUAGUCAAGUUGAUACCACUGGUUGUACUAUUGCUCCUGAUUGCGAUGAACGAUUAAAAGCAUCACGCAAGCAAACUGAACAAACAUCUGAUGAAGCUACAAUACAAGUUGGAGAUGGAGCAACGGCGUUAACCAUCAACGAGAAUCUGUUUAUGGAUGAAGAUUUAGAGGGUCUUGAAGAAGAACUCGGGGACUUGGAUUUAGAGGAGUGAUCCAUGUCCCAGCACUACUAUCUCCUCUCAAUUGUGAUUGGUCAAAUGAUGUUUGUUGAAUGUUAAUGAUUUAAAAAACUUUGCCUUCACUAAGAAAACUUCCUUUAAUGUACAUACAGCACAGUUAUCAGAUAAAUUUCAUUGCUUUAAAGGAAUUCUAAUCACUUUACUACAUGUACAAAUCCAUUGAAAUAUUUAUAAGAUUAAAACUGUUAUUCCAAUGAAAUAUUUUUUAUAUUUGCUUUUUCAAAUUUUUACUUACAUGACUGUAACCGCACAUUGUAUAACUAUGUUUUGGUAAAACAUUAAAUUUGCCUAGCAAAAAUUUAAAGUUAAUUGUAAAAUUAUAGCACUUUACUGGCGCAGUUAAUAUUGAUGACAAUUUGAAAAUUCAUUUGCAAUGUACUAUGUAUGUCUGGGGUUUUUCUAAAUAGAUCAAUAAUAGAAAUAAGAA